AUGCCGCCAGGAAGUGGAACGUGUCGCAGUCGCUGCGGUGUGCUCAGCGCAGUUCUCUGUUUGAACAAGCGAGCGCAGGGCACAGAAAUCGAGGCCGGGCUUCGGCCGGUUGCUCCGCCUACCAAGAGGAGGAGAGCGGCUCGCUCACCGCCUAAGUGGAGUUUUCUGGGAUCUCCUCUCCGCUCUCGCCAGGAGGAUGGGGAGCCCUUGUCCAGCUUUGCCGAGAAUAACUUUAACGACCGUGGAAAUACCGACGACAAAGACACAAGCAAGACCUACCAGUACACGCUGAGCAACGGCUACAAAUGCACCUUGUCGGGCUGGACGCACACCCGGGGCUACCAGAACGGGUACUUGCGGAAUGCUGGCGGCAGUGGAAUGGCCGUGGUUUCUGGUCUGGAGCCGGGUGCGCUGUACGCCUGGAAAAUCUACCAAUACUCGACGUAUUCUAAGUUUGCCGGUACAAAUCCAUUGCGCGUCAACGGCGAGAGCUUCGGCUCGACAACCGCCUGGCCAAGCGCAGAUGCGACGAAGACAGGUGAGAUUAGCUUCGAGUUCGUGCGGAAGACGGAACAUGUCACCGUGUCUGGAAUAGCCAUGGGCAAGGGUGGGACGUGCGAGACUGCUGCACCCAACUGGGGACUUGACUGCCGCGGUUGUGGCGUCGCAGAGUUUUCCAGCGCAUGGGUUCGUAUCAGAGAUUGUGAUGCCCAGAGCAACUGUCUUUCCGUGUCGAAGAAGGGCGGUGGGGCUGCCUUCUUGGAGGGCGUCUACUGCCCAGCCAGUGAUGGUGAGAAAGAUGGCUUGCUACCCUACUACGCAAAACCAGGCACGGGUUGGGUGAUCCGCCGCGCAAGUUCUCUUGACUUCUUCCAGGGCGAGUACGUGGAGCUGCGGGGAGACGUGCUGGCCUGCUUCCACUCUCUGGGUGACUCUGGAAGCAAGUCGUGGAGCAUCGGAGAUGCCGUGUUGGACGAGGUGAAGUCGGAUUUUCAGCUUACAAUCCUUGACGCGAGCUACGUGGAGAAUCGUGCGCAGGCAGCACCAAUUGAUGAAGUACAUAUGGUGCCAGUCGCGCGGAUGUGUACAAAUCCGCUGGAAGAAAGGCGUGCAACCAAGAAGAAAGGGGAGAAGGACGAAUUGACCAGUGAGGAGGCGUUUACAUUCGACGAUCCGGAUGCGCCAAGUGGCCUUGGGCACUUCUACUCGCUCGGCCCAUGCGAAUGCUUCAGCGGAGCAUUUGGAGCAAAUCCACCAGUUACGGAAACAACCUUUUCCAUGAUGCCACCAGGCAGUGAUAAUGACUUCGUUCCCCCGAGCACGUUGCUGGUCUCUGGAAGCCAUUCGUGCGAACCACAAUACUUGAUGCUGUCGUUGGUUGGGGUUGGCGCAACAGGAUGUGAGACAGCCUGCCGAAGCGGAGAUUACGAUACCGCCACGGAAGCAUGUGCCUUCUACUUCACGGGCUCUUAUACCGACGUAACUGUGUGUCGGCUGUACAGCUCUUGCGGAAGCUUGGUACAGGAGGUGAACAGCCAUGGCGAGCUGUUCGGUGUUGCCAAGACGAGGGCGUGUCUCAUUGCAGAUCCGGAGUCGUGCAAACCCAUCAAGCGCGAGAAGUGGCUUGCUGAUGGUGCUGACACUUCUGGGCACUGCCUGUUCGAGGACCUGAUCUCCCAGUGCGAUGCAUCUUUGAUCCACGGUGGCAACGGCAUCUCAGAGUGUGGCCACUGUACGCACAUGCUUUUAUCCGAGCAUGCCGUGCAGCUUUCAAGAAUGAAGCGGCCGUUGCCAUCAUUAUUUCAAUCUGGAUCGAUGAUUUCCGUAGGUUGUGACGAUCGUUAUGCCGGCUUGAAUCGAUAUGGUAAUGACGUCUUGCCUUCACAGAACAUCAUCUGCCAGGACGGCGAGUGGGUGGAUCCCAAGGGCGGGCCGGGCCUUUCCGCUCUGCAGUGUGUGGCUUGCGUCCGAACCACACCGGGAAGCAAGUCCAACAGCCUCAUGGACUUCGUUGGCGCAUCGCAGCAAGAACGAUGGUGGCUGCAAAGGCACUCAGUUGAGAUCCGUAGCUGGAAUGAUCUUUGCUUGGCGAGCGACUCGGAGCAAACGCAACGUGCAGAGAUUACUUUCACUGACAACACGGACCUACCGCCGCACGUGCGCGCUCCGUCGCACCGCCGCAGGCGGCGAGCAUACACCGAUGAGAGCUACCGUCGACGCUUCGUGGACAGUGGCGAGAGAUUUGGGAGGGUUGGCUGGAAGUCUGGCUUUGUCUAUGGCUGGCGGGGCACAAACGAAGAUUGCCAAUUCGACCAGCGGACGCAGGUGUCCAACAGCCUCAAGCUGGGAUGGAAUAUCAACGGAAAUUGCAGAAGGAGAAGGAGAGCCUGCUCCCACGAGAAAUUCGAAGACGUGCCUUCCGUCGUGAAGUCGAUCCGCUACACCAUCAGUUUCAGAGCCAGAGUCGUGGGGGACUACUCCGAUGGCUGGGGCUGGCCCGGGCAUUAUAGCAGCUCCGCGUGUGCACAGGACAAAUGCAUUGUGAGCGUGAACUGUCCCUCUGGCCAGACCAUGGUCAAGUGCGAGGCAGUCCCAACUUUCGGUGCUUCCACUGCAUCGGGUGGUGCGCAAGUGAGCACGACCGGAGGCACUUGCCAGGCCACAGGUGGGAAGCUUGGGGCCAACAUCCAGCAAGGAGCAUGGAGAGAAGGGAAUAAAGACAGCUGGACGUCAUGGGCAACUUGCCCUUCCGGCACUGUCGCCGUGACGCCUGCGGGGCUGUAUGCUGGUAAUACCUUCGGGGGCUACGACACGGCAUACUACCUCAAACUGAUGGGAGAUCGACGACGCCGUCUUUCCUACCACACUAAGCUAUGCCCUGCGGGACAGUUCAUGAAGUUUAUCAAGACAUGCGCUGCUGGCAAGUGGGAUUCGAUGGACAUUGCUCUGUGCACAAGUGGCCAUCGCAUAGAUUCGAGUUUGAAAGACGGAUGCGAGUCACUUGUCAGAAUUAAGCUAGAACAAAUUCUGCAGCAGUAUACUCAGUUCUAA
Symbiodinium necroappetens is the source of this 3051-nucleotide messenger RNA. NCBI's taxonomy places the organism in Eukaryota, Dinophyceae, Suessiales, Symbiodiniaceae. The record is from the annotation of a GenBank genome assembly.